CCGCGCCCUCGUUGCGGUAUAAUUAUCAUCGUUUAUAAAUUUGUCGUGCUUUGACGUUGUUACAAAUUUAUGGUUUAAAAACGCAAUCAGUAUUUUUAAAUACAAACGUAACCUCAUUACUGUAAUGGUACAGAAUUAUGUUUGGUAAGGCUAAAAAGUAUUACGAGCAACGACCAUAUACAUGACUUCCGUUGAAAUACCAAGACUGAGGUUGUCUCAGUUAUGACAGUAAAUUAUUCUGUUCAUGCACCCUACCAAAAGUCAAGACAAAAGAUUUUGAGAGUGGUCUGGCUAGAAAAUUGGAUCAUGGUUGUUUUAUAUCUCUGAAGUUAUGCUAGUACCCACAUUUAUGCAAGCGUACCAAUUUUUACUUUUUAAAGAAAAAAUAUUAGAGGAAAAAGCUGCCAGUGGCCAGCACUUGAACAAGAACUUGUAUGCUGGGCCGAGGAGCAACGAAAAAGUGGGUUCGUCGUCACAAGAAAUAUGAUUCGUCUGCGAGCUUUGGCUUGUGCCAAGCAAAGCAAGAUUACCGAUUUGUAAAUCGAGGAACAUUGUCAAGAUAUGACCAGCUUGGAACUGAAAGAAAAAGAAAACUUUUCAAGGCUAGUGAUGCUAGUGAUUGAUAAAGGAACUGAAGCUUUAAAGAAGGCGUUUGAUAACAUUCAUCCUCCUUCAAAACUACAUUCUGUGUUAAAUGCUAAUCGAUCGGUUCUUUCAAAAUUAAAAAAACGCGGCGUAAUAAACCAGCACCAAUGGGAGUUACUUUUCCCUUCUAAUCACACUACACUAAAUUCUGAAAAUUUUGACAUCACAUUAUUUACUGUUCUCUUCCGUAACAUUUGUUGUUUGUCACCUCCAAGGGCAGGAUGGAACAGUUCUCCUGACUCUGAAGACAAAUCUCUUUCUGCCAAUAUUAUCAGAUUAAAACUCAUAAGAAAUAAAUGUUUUGCUCACGUUCCAUCCACUCGGUUGGACGAAGUUUCCUUUGAAUCAUUAUGGACUAAAACUUCUGAUGUUUUGAUUGAUUUAAAAAUUUCUCAAGAAUCCAUUGAGAGAAUUAAGAUGACUUCCUUAUCAGCUAAUGAAAAUGAGUAUGUAGAAAUUAUCACAAAAAUGAAGAAUGAUGAAGAGGAACUUAAAGAAAAGCUCAACGAUAUGCAAUCUUCCAUCGAUGAUUUAACAGUAAUGGUCAAAGAUGGUUUUUCUCCCUCUUCAAAGAUAAGACGUUUACAAAAUGAUAAAGGUAUUUUACAAAAAUUAGCUAAGCAUAGUUUCCAGAGCAAAAUUCAACAAAAGCUAAAGUAUUUCUUUCCUGGAUCAAGAAAAUGGCUUUUAAACAAAAUUGUAAAAAAAUUGUUAAGUCAAGACAAAGUGCUUUUGAUAACUGCUGGUCCUGGUUUUGGGAAAAGUUUAUUUUCUGCUAAGAUUUGUGAUGAUUAUGCAUCAAAGGGUUUACUUGCUGCCUGUCACUUUUGUGAUUAUUGUAACUCAAAUUUGAAUGAUCCUAUGUUGAUGCUGCAGUCUCUGGCUAGUCAAAUGUGUGACAAUAUUGAUGGUUUUGAAGAUAAACUGCUUGAUCAACUGGAGCGACCACACAAAGUUAAUAAACUAAACGAAGCAUUCCAAAUUUACCUUCAAAAUCCACUUGAUGCAUUACAUAUAGAAAAACAAAUGCUGAUUGUCAUCGAUGGCUUAGAUGAAAGUGAAAAUAAUGGGAAAAAUGAAGUUUGGGAUUUAGUUGCGCAAGAGUUUUCAAAUCUACCGGCAUCUAUAUAUGUAUUAGUUACAAGUAGACCAGAAAUAUCUGCUUCAAAUGUUCAAGGUGUUUGCAAAAUAAAUAUAACAUCGGAUAACGAAGAUAACACUUCAGAUAUUGAGUCUUAUUUAAAUUUUGAACUUGAAGAUUUUUACGAAGAUUAUGUAAUCAAACAUUUAGCAACAAGAUGCGAAGGUUCAUUUUUAUUUGCUUUUCAUCUUCAAGAUCAAUUAAAAAAACGAGGUAGGAUAGACAAGAUGAAACUCAACGAGUUGGACGAGUUUGUUCCACAAAGCUUAGAGAAAGUUUACCUGGAAUAUUUCACGAGAUUCAAAGAAGAAGUAAAAAAUGGAAUCCAGAAUGACAUUAAUGUUAACAGCAUACUACAACUAUUUGCUGCUUGCAAAGGAAAAUCUCUUCCACUCUCUUUUGUCUCUCGAUCUCUUGGCUUGUGUCCUGAGUCGAGUGAAUCAAGAAAAAUCAUUGCGAAAGUCAAUGAAGCAGUGUCGUGCCUUCUCUACGUAUUUGAUGAUGAAGUGACCGUCUUUCAUAAAACCGUCAUUGAUUGGCUUCUGGCUAGAUGUGGUUAUAAGAAACAUGAGUAUUUCGUUGAUAUAAUUGACGCCAAUCAGAGUUUUCGGCUGCUGUGUGAUGAAAUUUUUCACCAAAUCAAACGUCGGGUUCUUUCUGGAGUUGUUUUGAAGCCAACAGUUGAAGAAAGGUACGCCUUAGAGUUUGGCUUAAAACAUCUUUUGGAAUGUGAAGUUAAUGAGUGUCAUUGGUAUACUGAUGCUGCUAUUAUUUGUGCAACAUUGAGCUUUUCACGAAAUGUUUCUUAUGAACUUAUAGACAUUUGGAGCAUUAUUUUAAAGAGAUCGAAGGACAUUUCUUGCCAAUUGCGUGCUCGAAUUUCGUGGCAUAUCACAAAAAUGAAAUUAGUUUAUCCAUUGAAUGUCCCUCCAACUCUUAAAGCUUAUCUAUAUUUAGAGAGUUGCAUGCAUUAUGAAGAAAAAUUCUUUAAUGAUAAGGAAAUGAAAAUGGUUUACUCUCUUUUGGAAAAAAUGCCGAAAUUUGUUUAUAAUAAGCGAGGCAAAGUAUAUGAUAUAAUGCUGGAUACCUGGAACUCAAAGCACAUAAAAUCAUAUUGUUUCUCAAAAGAUAAAAGAAUAGCUAUUGUGCUCCACUUUCGUGGGUUAAUCACUGUACUAUCUGUCCCGUGUUUAUUCGAACUUUGGACACAUGACAAUAGAAAAAGAGAGAAUAAUUGUUGCGUGCUCUCACCCGACAACAACAUUGUUUUAUUUGGUAGGUUGGAUAUUGCCCUUUGUUUGAACGAACAAAGAGAAGUGCCUUUCUUUCAUGGAUAUGACGAGCAUUUCUUGUCAUGCGCAUUUUCUCCCUCUGGCCAAAGACUUAUUACUAGUGAUGGUUCAUGCUUUGUCAAAUUGUGGGACGUACAGCGUCAAAUCUUGCUGAUGUCUUUAUCGGCAACUAGUCUAGUUGAUUCAUGUGCAUUUAUUGCAACAGGCGCCGUAAUCGUUGCAGAUGAUCACGAUUUUCAGGAAAAUGAGUUUUACAUUCAUAAUGAUUAUGAAUUGAGAAGUCAUUUUGGUACUGAGCGUUGUUGUCAAAACUCUUUAUUUGCUGGAUAUGAUUUCUGUGCAUGGAACGCCAUUACAGGGCAAAGAAUUGACAAGCAAAUGUUAGAUUGCUGUGAUUUGAAUAGAAUUUACGAUACUGAUUUACCCAGAAUUUGCUACAGUUGUCAACAACUUGGAUCAAAUGAGCUAUACAGCUUAAAGAAGGUCAAAGCAGUAUCAUGCUUUGAUUAUCAUUAUAGCGAAAAUUGGCCACUUGAGACAUUUUUCUACAAUGGUCAGAAGUGUGUAUGCGACGUUGAAGGAAAUUUGGUGAAAUUUAAAGAAAGUACGCAUUACGAAGUAGUUACGUCGUUUCCUUUGUUUCAAACUCCUUUCGCUUUUCGAAAAAUAUCACGAUUGAAGAAUGACAUGUUUUGUGUUGGCAACCAUGAUGCUCUGUACGUUUUUAAAGUCACUGACUUCUAUGAAGAAAAGAAAAAUUCCUCCAUAUCGUUUUCUCCAGACGGUUCUCGUCUUGCAAGCUGUACAUCAGACGGUUUUAUAAAAAUAUGGAAUGUCUAUACCAGUGAAGUUGUACAAAAAUUCUUCAUCAAUUCUGGCUAUUUUUAUGUUGCCUGCUGGUGGUCCAAACAGUCUUUGUUUGUAUUUGAUCAUGAAAACAGAAUUUCACGAUUAUUGAAAUACUCCGUCGAUGAGGGUUUAACGGUACAGUUUUGGAAAUGUGAACAAGUCUCACUUUCUCAUUUGGUUAAAUGGCUUGAAAAUUUGUCGAAAGUUGUUGAUUUUUACAACGGAUUAUUGAUUUUGGAGUGUGAUUUUGAGAACACUUCAGUGAAAGGCGCUGUUAAUGCAAUUCAAGUCAGUGAAACCUUACCCCCAGAAAUUCUUGUAACAGAUUCAAACAACGUUUCUGUUUCAUCUGACGCAAAAUACAUUUUUAUAGACAAAGAGUCGUCUUUAGGGAUAUGGAAAAAAGAUGUCGACAAAAAUUUGACACUUAUUUAUUCGUUUCCCCGCUCACUAGACUCUAGUAGUGAAACAGAUAGUGAUGACUCACGCUCAUACCACUUAUUAAAUUGUUUUGAUAAAUGUUUCUUCAACGGCAACUCCAUAUUCUUCUAUUUUAAUUGUGAACAACAGGAGGAUGAUGAACAGUACAACACUAUUUGCUUUGUAAAAAUGGACUCUCUUGAACAACAGGAAACGAAAUGUUGUUUUGAACAUAGCAUAUCACAUAUGUUUUACUUAUCUGAAGAAAGAAUUCUUGCAAUUGCGUGUACUGAUUUUCUUCAUUUCUAUGACUUGAAAUCCGGUAAACUUCGGGGAAUGUCUUCACUACCAUGCUCUACAGAAUAUUUGGCUAUUGUUAAACUUUGUCCUAAAGAGAAAACCUUAGCUUUUGUAAAAACUAAUGGUGACAUAGUAUUUUGUAAAAAGUAUAUCUCCUAAUUAAUAAUUGCUAGGAAUCGAAUGUGCAGUCGACACAUUUUUGAGCAAAAGAAAUAUGGAAUGCUGCAAUGACAUGCUUAUUUAAUUCAAGAAAAGAUUGAAAUAAUAAUUUUUAUGCUCUUAUAGAAAA
Xenia sp. Carnegie-2017 is the source of this 4936-nucleotide messenger RNA. RefSeq lists its product as uncharacterized. The record is from RefSeq and is a predicted model, not a curated record. Gene Ontology annotation, molecular function: protein binding. Lineage: Eukaryota; Metazoa; Cnidaria; Anthozoa; Malacalcyonacea; Xeniidae. The coding region runs from base 562 to 4806 and encodes 1414 amino acids. The transcript has 5 exons.